GGCCCCGCCGCCAUGAAGUUGAACCAGCGCAGCCUGGCCUUCCACGCCACCUGCGACGCGCCGGCCGACAACGCGGGCUUCCUGUACAAGAAGGGCGGCCGGCAUGCGGCCCACCACCGCCGCUGGUCUGUACCGCGCGGCACCAUGCUCUUCUGCUUCGGGGACGCGGCCGGCCGUGAGCCCGUGGGAGUCAUCAUCCUGGAGGGCUGCACCGUGGAGCUGGUGGAGGCGGCCGAGGAGUUCGCCUUCGACGUGCGCUUCGCUGGGGCCCGGGCCCACACCUACGUGCUGGCGGCCGAGAGCCAGGCCGCCAUGGAGGGCUGGGUGAAGGCGCUGUCGCGGGCCAGCUUCGACUACCUGCGGCUGGUGGUGCGCGAGCUGGGACACCGGUUGGCGGCCGCGCGCGCAGCCGGCCCACUCCCGCCCCGCCGACCCCACGCACUCCCGCCCCGCCGACCCCACGCACUCCCGCCCCGCCGACCCCACGCGCUCCCGCCCAAGGAGGACGGCUGUGCCUUGUGGAGCGCGGAGAUCCCCGCCCCCGCCGCCGCCCCCGCUGGCGCCGCCCCCAGACCCCUGCCCGGCCCCGAGCCCCCGCCACUACCGCCCUGCCGGCGGGCCUCGGCGCCCAGCGGGCCUCUCGACUCGGCCUCCUUCGCCCAGCUGCACGAGUGGUACGGGCCGGAGGUCAGGGCGCUGAGGGGCCAGUGGCUCCGCAGCCAGGCCCAGCCCUGA
Molecule: messenger RNA, 735 nt
Organism: Globicephala melas (long-finned pilot whale)
Lineage: Eukaryota; Metazoa; Chordata; Mammalia; Artiodactyla; Delphinidae
Product: sesquipedalian-1-like
Biological process (GO): retrograde transport, endosome to Golgi; endosome organization; receptor recycling
Cellular component (GO): trans-Golgi network; recycling endosome; early endosome
Source: RefSeq, a predicted model, not a curated record